AUGCUUGAGAGAGCGCUUCCUCCAGCACUCAUCUCUCUGCUUCUUGUUGCAUCUGGUGUUUCUGCUGCACCUUACGACUUUCUCGACAACUAUCGCGACCCCACACCAGCGGCUGACGAAGGCCCUCCUGCUUCAUACCACGCUGUCCGAGACAAGAACGUUUUACCGUACGAGAUCUGCGGUGUCGUUGGCGGUUACGUCUUUACAGUACUUAUCUGGGGAGUCCUUCUCCUCACCGUUGGUAGAAGGAUGAGACGAAAGGCACUUGACCCGCCCAAGCAGUUGGAGCUGGAACUUCAGGACAAGCCGACAAGACCAACCAUUAAGACACCUGGUCUAGCAUCGCCACCAUUGUCGGCACGAUUGUGGAGGAAGUUCAAGAAGAACGACUCUGCUGUUCAGAGUCCCGUCGUUCAAUCGCCGAGCUCCUUCGACCAAAAGGUCCUCGACGCCCAUAGGAAUCAAGCUCAAGCUGAUAUGGAGCGCCUCUACGCCGCUGUCAUGGACUUUGACGCCCAAAAGCAUUCCUCCAAGGUCAGCAUAGAAGAAACUGAGCCAGUCCCCCGAUCUACGGAGCGAAGAAGACCAUCAGCAAUCAGCAUCGCGCGACCUCAAUACACCGACGACAGCCCAAUAUCACCUGUCAAGGCCAUCUACCCACCGGGCUACUCAGACCGACCACCAACAGCACCCUACCAAGACCACCCAACCCGUGAGCACCUCCGCGCAGAACCACACCCACCCCCAAGCCCGCGCAGCAUCCUAUCCAAGCGCUCUCAAAACUCCAACCACACCACCACCUCAGGCAAGAACGCGCGAUUCAACCUCAAAAACCUGCGCAUCUCAGGCCCUAUAACGAAAUACCCAGGCGCAGACUCGGACGACGAAGCACGCACACCACUCUCCCCCGCUUACGCCAACCCCGGCGCCCCACCAUCCCUCCUACCCAGACAAACUCACCCACCUCCCCUUCAAACUACAACGACGAAUCCCUCGACCGUGUCCAACCCCUCCCGCGCCCGGCUCCGCAACGACUGGGUUCCAAUGGCAACCAUCCCAGUGCAUUACCUCUGGCGCAACCCCCCACCAGCCAACUCAAGUCAUCCCACGCAGCCUCGUCAUUACCCCUCCGGUCCUUUGCCUCGCCCUUGGCCAGCCCAGGAAUCCAAACAACGGUUCUCGACCGCCGCGUCGAGGCCCUCGCGCUAG
Messenger RNA from Alternaria atra, 1209 nucleotides. RefSeq lists its product as uncharacterized. The coding region runs from base 1 to 1209 and encodes 402 amino acids. The transcript has a single exon. The record is from RefSeq and is a predicted model, not a curated record. NCBI's taxonomy places the organism in Eukaryota, Fungi, Ascomycota, Dothideomycetes, Pleosporales, Pleosporaceae.